UUAGAAGUGGUUAUAUAGAAGCCGGUCUGUUGCGUACUUGCGUCUCAUUUUCAAACAGUAUUCAGUACAUGGUGUGCUAAUAUUAUUUCAGAUAUAAGAAUUUUAUUGUUGUUUCUAUUUAUUAAAAAAGAACAUCAAUAUGUCUUCUCUAACUAAACCAAAGUCUGAAAUGACUCCUGAGGAGUUAGCAAAACGAGAGGAAGAGGAAUUUAACACAGGACCACUUUCUGUGUUAACUCAGUCUGUAAAAAAUAAUACACAAGUAUUAAUCAAUUGCAGAAACAAUAAAAAAUUGUUGGGAAGAGUAAAAGCAUUCGACAGGCAUUGUAAUAUGGUUUUAGAAAAUGUAAAAGAAAUGUGGACAGAACUUCCACGUACAGGAAAAGGAAAGAAGAAGGCAAAACCAGUAAAUAAAGAUAGAUUCAUCUCAAAAAUGUUUUUACGAGGUGAUUCUGUUAUUCUAGUUCUAAGAAAUCCACUAGCAACAGCAUCAGGAAAAUAAUUUUCGGAUAAGUUACUACUUUAUAAUUACAAUAAGGAUGACACACUGAUAAUAAACUUUUUGAUAUAAGCUA
Molecule: messenger RNA, 575 nt
Organism: Hylaeus volcanicus
Lineage: Eukaryota; Metazoa; Arthropoda; Insecta; Hymenoptera; Colletidae
Gene: SmD2
Product: probable small nuclear ribonucleoprotein Sm D2
Exons: 3
Coding region: 140-502 (120 amino acids)
Biological process (GO): RNA splicing; spliceosomal snRNP assembly
Cellular component (GO): precatalytic spliceosome; U2 snRNP; U5 snRNP
Molecular function (GO): RNA binding
Source: RefSeq, a predicted model, not a curated record